Ustilaginoidea virens is the source of this 1371-nucleotide messenger RNA. RefSeq lists its product as uncharacterized. Gene Ontology annotation, biological process: fungal-type cell wall biogenesis; carbohydrate catabolic process. The transcript has 3 exons. NCBI's taxonomy places the organism in Eukaryota, Fungi, Ascomycota, Sordariomycetes, Hypocreales, Clavicipitaceae. The record is from RefSeq and is a predicted model, not a curated record. Gene Ontology annotation, molecular function: mannan endo-1,6-alpha-mannosidase activity. The coding region runs from base 1 to 1371 and encodes 456 amino acids.
AUGGCGCCCCUCAUUCUCGCCGCCUCGGCAUUGUACCUUUGUCUCGCGCAAGCAGCAUAUCCAUUCUCUCUAGCCUCCCCUGACGCCAUCAGAACCUCGGCCAGCCUCAUCGCCUGGGACAUGAUGCAGUACUACAAGGGAAACGAAUCGGGCCAGACGCCUGGCAUCCUGCCCGGACCUCCCCCCGCAGGCGCCUAUUACUGGUGGGAGGCCGGCGCCAUGUGGGCGACCCUCAUCGACUACUGGGCCUGGACCGGGGACUCGUCCUACAACGACAACAUCAUGCAGGCCCUGCAGUGGCAGGUCGGGCCCAACGAUGCCUACAUGCCCCCCAACGUCACGGCUUCCUUGGGCAACGACGACCAGGGCUUCUGGGGCUUCGCGGCCAUGACCGCCGCCGAGAUGAGGUUCCCCAACCCGCCCUCAGACAAGCCCCAGUGGUUGUCGCUCGCACAGGGCGUCUUCAACACGCAGGCCAACCCGGACAGGCACGACGACUCGUGCGGCGGGGGUCUUCGCUGGCAGAUUCCCUUUGCCAACAACGGCUACGACUACAAGAAUAGCAUUGCCAACGGGUGCUUCUUCGCCCUCGGCGCCAGGCUGUUUCGGUACACCGCCAACACCACCUUUUCCGACUGGGCCGUCAAGACGUGGAAUUGGAUAGAAGGCGUGGGUUUUCUCGACAGCGAGACGUACGCCAUUUACGACGGGGCCGGCGUCGCCAGCAAUUGUACCAAAAUCAACAAGGCCCAGUUCUCGUACAACAACGGGGUGUGGGCUCUGGGGGCUGCCUUUAUGUACAACGCUACCCAAGACCAAGUGUGGAAAGACAGAGUCGACAGGCUAGUUAACUAUGGGCUCAAAACCUUCUUCCCCGACGGCGUGGCCGUGGAAAUCUCGUGCGAAAACGUGGGCACCUGCACCACCGACAUGUUGACGUACAAGGGCUUCGUGCACCGCUGGUACUCGAUAAUCACCGAGCUGGCGCCCUGGACUCAGGCCACCAUCGCCCCCGUGCUGCGGACCUCGGCCGAGGCGGCCAUCAAGCAGUGCACCGGGGGCGCCAACGGCCGCCAGUGCGGCUUCAAGUGGGCCAGCGGCCAGUACGACGGCGUGACGGGCGCCGGCCAGGAGAUGAGCGUGCUGGCCGCCGUCUCGUCGCAGCUGGUCGGGGUGGCGGACCACCCGCCCGUGACGGAAAAGACGGGCGGCAUCUCGACCGGCAACCCUGACGCUGGCUCGGGCGCCGACAACUUUGGCAGGAAGACGUAUGCGAUUACGACCGGGGACAGGGUGGGCGCCAGCAUUGCGACGCUGCUGGUGCUGGGGGGUGCCGGGGCGGUCUUUGGGGCCAUGGUGACAGGGUGCUGA